Molecule: messenger RNA, 399 nt
Organism: Leptosia nina
Lineage: Eukaryota; Metazoa; Arthropoda; Insecta; Lepidoptera; Pieridae
Source: the annotation of a GenBank genome assembly
AUGGCAAAACACACUAAACCAUUUGAGAAAUACGUUUACGACGUGUAUGAUCCCAUAGAAGUGGGAUCAAUUGAUCGAACUGACACCGAACCUCACGACAAGGCCAUCCUAAGAGCGAUUGCCUCAGAAUAUGCUCCAAAUAAAUUAGUAAAAGGUGAUCCAGAACACACAAUAUUUAUAGCUCGACUAAAUCCUAGGACAACCCAGGAUACUAUUGAGACUGAAUUCUCAAAAUUUGGUAAAGUGAAAAGAUGUCGCCUUGUUAAGGACAUAGUUACUGGUAUAUCAAAGAAAUAUGCCUUCCUAGAGUAUGAGAGGAAGCAGAGAGAAGGCUUAAAGGAUGGAAACCUCGAAGACUUGGUGGAGGCUUUGGUGGAAAGAAAGAAUCUGGACAACUAA